This is a messenger RNA of Plectropomus leopardus (leopard coralgrouper), 1620 nucleotides long. It is a transcript of the gene asb5a, whose product is annotated as ankyrin repeat and SOCS box containing 5a. Gene Ontology annotation, molecular function: protein binding. NCBI's taxonomy places the organism in Eukaryota, Metazoa, Chordata, Actinopteri, Perciformes, Serranidae. Gene Ontology annotation, biological process: protein ubiquitination; intracellular signal transduction; positive regulation of protein catabolic process. The record is from RefSeq and is a predicted model, not a curated record.
GGCACAGUAGCAGCUGCGGGGCAUUUUUUCCAGCCUGGACCAGCCAACCAGUCAGUACACUGGGAGAAAAAGUAGGCUACUCUUGUGCUUUUUGGAGUGGCAUCUGAUCCUGCCUUCAUCAUAACCAAAGCCCUUCAGUAACGUGUCGGGAGGAAAUGUCAGACCCAACACAGGAAUUCACCAACAAGCCCUUCGCGGCCCAGUUGUCCAAUGUUUACCUCAGCAUCUUGGCACUGUUCUGCUUUAAGCUCUUCAUUAAGAUUUCUCUCAACUUGCUGACAUACUUCUACAUCAUCCGUGGGAACCGUAAAGAGGCUGCCAGGAUAUCAGCAGAGUUCUAUGAUUACGGUCAACAACACAGAUCCUGGGCCGACCGCUCACCCCUCCAUGACGCUGCGAGUCAGGGCCGCCUCCUGGCUCUGAAGACCCUCAUUUUACAGGGUCACAGUGUAAAUGUCCUGACUAUAGACCAUGUGACACCCCUUCAUGAGGCCUGUGUCGGAGACCAUGUCGCCUGUGCCCGAGCUCUCAUUGACGCAGGAGCAAAUGUCAAUGCUUCUACGAUUGAUGGAGUCACCCCUCUGUUCAACGCCUGUACAGUGGGCAGUGUGUCGUGCACUGAAAUUCUUUUGGAAAAUGGAGCUAAACCCCAGAGCCUUGUAUACCAUCCAUCACCAAUACAUGAGGCUACAAGCAAAGGUCAUUACGGUUGUGUGGAGGCUCUGGUGACUUGGGGGGCAGAUGUGGACAUGGACAUUCCUCACCUGGGCACAGCGCUCUACACAGCCUGCGUCUGCCAAGAGCUGGAGUGCGCCAGGAAACUCCUGAGGGAAGGUGCAAAUGUACAGAAAGGCAAAUCCCUGGAUUCACCCUUACAUGCAGCUGCAGAGAAAGACAGCACAGCUGUAGUGAAGCUGCUGCUGGACUUUGGUGCGGACAUUAAUGCCAGAAACACAGAGUUUCAGAGGCCGGUAGACGUGGCUCCACCCAGCAGUCUAACAGAGGGCUUCUUACUGCUUUAUGAAGCUACACCACGACUGCUGAGCCAGCUGUGCCGUCAGUGCAUCAGGAGCUGCGUCGGCCGUGACAGACUCCACCUUCUUUCCCACCUUCCCCUGCCCAACAGACUCAGGAGCUACCUGCAGUACCAAUGACAGGCAGAACAACCAAACCGCCUGUCCAAACAGGACUUACAGACAGAAAGAGCAUAUCCACUCCAUGAACUCUUCCUACCUUUAAUUUGAGCUACCAGUCAAUUAGUCACUGAGUAGCUACAGAGAAGCUGGCGGUACCUAGCUGUGUAAAGCUGGCCUGCAUCCCAUGUGUGAUUGUAGACCUGGAUGAAUGUAAAGCAGGGAGUUUCUAAAAAGAGUCUGAGGCUUAGUCCUCCCUGGAUAAAUUCUGGUUUAUUGAAGAAAAUAUUAUUUGUAAUUCAGGUUUGAUGUUUUUAGAGGAUUCCUUAAUAGUUGUAAUAGCUGCCUGAGAGUGACGCACCUUGAAAACAUUACAUAUGACAAUAUAAUGUUCUAUAAAAGCACUUUUGAAUGAGUAUCCAAAGUUUUGCAUUUGAUAUGUGAUGCAUUGCCCACUAUGAGAUGAUUAAAAUGGUUUUGAAACCUG